Anopheles merus is the source of this 16135-nucleotide messenger RNA. RefSeq names its product zinc finger protein jing homolog (gene jing). Gene Ontology annotation, biological process: regulation of transcription by RNA polymerase II. The transcript is spliced from 4 exons. Gene Ontology annotation, cellular component: ESC/E(Z) complex. The coding region runs from base 99 to 6368 and encodes 2089 amino acids. The record is from RefSeq and is a predicted model, not a curated record. Lineage: Eukaryota; Metazoa; Arthropoda; Insecta; Diptera; Culicidae.
GCAGAAAGGAGCAGCAGCAGCAGCAGGUAGCAGGUUCCGCGAGGACGGAAUUUGAACGCAACGGGAACGGCACACUCGACUGAAGCGGAGAACCGAGCAUGGCACCCCACACCCAAACCGCCGGUGGAGUAGGGGGCAUCACGAUAAAGCAACCAUUUCAACGGCGUCAGUGGCCAUACAACACGGUCAACACGGCCGGCACGGCAACGAAUGCUGUAACCGCCGGCACCACCACCACCACCACUAACAACAACAAUACGACAAACGCUGCAGGCAGCGGCACCUCGACGCCGGCCGGUAACAACAGCACUAACAUAAGCAUAAGUAGUAAUAGUAGCAACAGUGCCGCGGCCAGCAGCAAUGGCGGCGGUGCUUCCCACACGACGGCAGCCGCUGUUGCGACUGGAACGACAGGGGCAGCGGCAUCAAGCGCUGGAGCGACGACGAGCGCCGCAGCAACAGCAGCCACCAUCACUGCCUUUGCGACGACCCAGUCACAGACGAAUGGCAGCAGCUUCUCCACCGCCAACAACAGCAACACUGCCACGGCUGCUGCCGCCGCCGUCGCACUGCUGCGGGUCGCUUCCGCCGGCACAUCGGCCAGCCUGGCCGUGAGCCCGGCGAACAAGCUGAAGCGCCUGCAGCCGACGACGGUGACGGCAUCGACUGCUGCCACCGCACCCCCAACCACCACCGGUGUUCAGACAGACGGAACAGGUAAAAGCAAUAGCAGCAACAACAGCAAUACCGGCGGCAGCAUCCACCACCACGUGGCCGCCUCCGCCAAACGGUCCCGCCCGAAUCAGCAGGAGGGCGCGGGCAAGAUUGUGUGUAAGUCGGUCGGCACGAACACUAACGGGCCGCCCGCACUGGUGGCGGUCAGCAGUGCUGCCAGCCAGAAAAAGUUGACGCAAAUGGCGAUCGUUGCGGCGAGUGCGGCCAGCAACAACAACAACAGUCCCAGUCAGGCGGCGAUGUUGAUGAAGGCCGCUGCAUCGUCCCUACCAGCGACGGCAGCGACUACCACCACCAACACCUCCGCCAGUAUGCUGACGGCUGCCGCAGCCGCCACAGCCCUCACGGCGGACCUGGCAAAGGCUAACAAAAUCACGGGAUACUUCAAGUCGCAGCUGAAACCGCCCAACACGUUCCAGAGCUUGAAGAAAAGCAUCAAAACCGUUGCCGGACGUGCGUCGGCAAUGCAGCAGCAGAAGCGGAAGCAGCUUACGGACGGCUCCACGGAAGGCUGCCCGGAACUGACGGCCGCCUCUACCGCCACCACCAGUAGCACCACGACUACGAUCAAACUGCCAAUGAACGGGACGAGGACGACGGCCGGUCUCGUCAGCACUGCGACGAGCUCCAGCUCCUCUACCUCCCCGCCGGCACCCUUCUCGGAGGUGGACGUGGAGAAGUAUUUGAAGCUGUUUCAGCAGCAGACGACAGCACUGGGCAAGCCGGCAAAUGCAAUAUCACCAGCGACGGUAGCGCUCGAAGCGGUCGCUAUAGCAACGCUGGCCGCAUCCGAGGCGGCCGCCACUGCCAACACCACCAGCAGUAGCGCCAGUUCUUCAUCCUCCUCCUCAGUGGUGGCCACCUCCACCAACAGCAAUGCGGCGAUCGUGUCGAAAAAGGUGGAGCGCAAGACGGCACGCAUCGCGCCAACCGUGUCGGCCACGCGCAAGAUCAGCCACACCGUACAGGGCGGUCUUGGGGUGGGUGGAGCGUCGGUCGUAACCGGACAGACAAAGAAGCCCAUCAAUAUUGCGCCGCGCACCACCACGGUCAGCAGUACGACCGCGGUCUACCAACACACGAUCGUGGCGGCACCGGCGGCAACGAGCACUGCCGCCACCAGCAGCAACACUACCGCCAGCGUGCACCACCAUCACCAGGCGACUUCGACGACGACCACCACCACGCAAAAGACUGAGCAUCCUAUGCUGCUGGGCAAAACGAAUCCCUCGCCGCCGGUCCUGCUCACCACCAUCCGUCUGCCGGCUGGUACGGCGGCGGCGGCAGCGACAGCGGUCUCCCAACAACAGUCACAGCAGCAACCGACACUGCCAACCGUGUCGUCCCAGUCGCAAACGGUACAGACCGGUGCUACAACCCAGUAUAAAACGAUCGUUCCCCACCCACCAGCACCGGCAUCUUCCAGUGCUGGCGCCUCCACCGCCGCCGCCACUACAACAUCAAAGCCAUUGUCGAGUUCAAAACAUACGACAGCGGUCAAUACGUCUGCCGCCGACACCACCACCACGAUCGCCCCAACGGCGGCCGUCUUUCAGUUUCACCACCAUCACCAGCUGACGGGAGGAGUGGGACCCGGCCAGAUACCGAAUCUGGUGCAGAUCUCGAACCUACUUCCCCUGGCCCAGCAGCCGCCAAAGCUAGCCGGCGGUGCUUCCCUCACGCUCACCACAGCGGCUAGCGCGGCCGCCAUCCAGCAACAACAGCAACAGCAGCAGCAGCAACAACAACAAUCGGCAUCGGCCGCGGCCGCUGCCGCAUUCGCAUCCGCGCUCGGUACCGGCACCCCGACGGCUACUGCCGCCAAUCUGCUAGUCAACGCAAACGGCCUCAGCAGCGGUGCAGCGGCCGGGCUGCUGCGUAGCGGAGCUGCCAGCGCCAAUGGCAACGCGUCUGGCCCGGCGGCUGGCCCAACGCCACAGCUCGUCAUGAACGCGACCAUCAUCAAAAUCCAUCAAAUACAGCAGCAACAGCAGCAGGCGGCCGCUGCCGCCGCCCAGCAAGCGGCACAGCAGCAACAGCAGCAACUGAUGGCAGCCGCGGCCAAUUCGGUUGCGAACGCGGCAGCCGCAGCGGCAGCCACCCAACAGCAGCAAAGCUUCACCAUGGAGGCGUCCGCGAUGAACAUGAACUUUAGCGGCAUGUUUGCCACCAAACCGACUACCACGGUGGUGCCGUACUCGUGCCAGACAACGGCGGCCGGGCGCGCAACCGCCUACCACCAGCAGCAGGCUGGCCCGCAGGCCCUGUACUCCUCGGCGCUGAACCACUUCGCCGCCGCCCAGCAGCACGCACAGCAACAUCAUCCGCAGCAGCUGUUCAUGACGCCCACGGGCGGGAUAUUCGUGAACGCGGCCGCCAUCCCGGCGAUGAUCAGCUCGCAGCUGAGUGCGGCCUUCACCCAGGCGACGGCCAACAUUCCCGCGCUGCAUCCGCUGCAGCCACCCCUGCCAGCGUCGUCGCAAGCCACGACGAGUGGCAGCGCAAACGGUGGCAGUGCCGCCGCCUCCGGACAGUUACCAAAUAUCACAGCUAUCAUCCAACAGAGCAACGGCGGAACGGCCGCUAGCGGCGGCAGUGCUGCUGCCGCCCAGCAGCAACAACAGCAGCAACAUCAUCACCACCAUCACCACCAACUACUGGCGAAUAUUUCGCCUGCAAUCCUCUCGAACCUACAGGUAGCAACGGCGGCAGCGCUCGCCGGCGCUGGCACUGGUGUGAGUGCGAACAAGCUCGCUCUCGGACAGGCAACGCCGGUGACGGGCGCUCAGUUUGUGCCAAUCUCGGCUGCCGCACACUACGGUGCCGGCACCACGAUCUACGCAGCGGCACCGCAAACUCUCUCUAUCGCGACGUCGAUGCAUCACGCACAGCAGCAGCAGCAACAGCAGCAGCAACAACAACAACAACAGCAGCUGCAACACCAACAACAGCAACAGCAGCAACAGCAAGCAAUCCUGUCGGCGGGUGUCCAAUCGCUCUCUCCGCCACCGCUCGUGGCCACCGUGCCAACGUUCACCACCACCAGCAAACCGAUCAUGAACGCCGUACUGAACGGAGUCUCGUCAGCGGUGUCGUCCGGUGCAACACCUUCUUCCGGUGCGCAAAAGCUGUCCCUCGGUGGUGAGCCGCCGGGGCUAGUGCCGGUACAGCUUUCGAAGCAACCGCCGGUUGUUUCGUCGACUGCUGCUGCACCACUUCCCAAGCUGGUCCGUUCCGGGGCGCUCCCAGCGCGCAGCAAUGGGUCCACGCAAACGUCCGCGAUCGUUGUGCCGCCAGCCGCACCCACCUCACCGCCGGCGCUCAACCCGCUCACGGUGGAUUGUGGCAGCAGCAACGACAGUGGCAUCGUGGCCAACUCCAGCGACAGCGAGGACAAGUCGCUCACGAUCGAUCUCUGUUCGCCCGGAUCGCCGUCCGACACGUCCGACACGGCCAAGAAGGGCGAGGAAGGGGACGAGGAAGAGGAAGAAGAUCAUCAUAUUCACGAUCACCACCACCAUCACCAUCAUCGUCAUCUGCAUCAACGGCAUCAUCUACAUGGCAGCAAGGACGAUACACGCACCACGACGUCAUCCCGAUCGUCACCGCUCUCUACCUCAUCCUCGGAAGACUCCGAGGAUCUGAUGAUCGUCGACCAUCAUGCGCCGUCGGCAGAGACGAAUACCACUGCAACGGUAGCAUCCGUUGCGGUUUCACCGUUUCCGCCGCCACUGCGGCUACUGUCCGAUGUGGCAGUCGCGGCUGCCGAGGCAGAAGCCGCUCUCCAUCAGCAGCAACAGCAGCAGCAGACAACUUCUGUGGUGCAUCAACAACAACACGCCACGACCAAUUCGUCCGUGCUAGAGCUGAUCAGACAGAAGCAUGAACAGCAACAGCAACCGGACCAAUCAUCGAUGGAGCAGGAUGAGGAGGAGGACACAUCAUCGUCCAGUGCCAAGCCAGAAGAGCAGCUGCUGCAACAGCAGGAGCAACAGCAGCAAUUGCAGCACGAACCAAUGUCCGUCGCUUCGUCCUCGUCUGGAACGGACAUGCAGGAAGACUACAGUGCCGUCCCCACGCCCCAAAGCAGUAGCUCGUCCGACGGUACGCUGACGAUGCAACAGCAGGAGCCAAAGUCGUCCUCCCAGCUCGACGCUCGCCAUGCAAACGCAUCGCCCAGCUGCUCGCUGUCGGAGCAAUCCUCCUCCCAUCUAUCGCCUCCGAGCAUCGAUACGGAGAUGGCCCUGGCGAACCCGCUCGCGCCGGAAGCAACCUGUGCCAAAAGUCCCAUCCUUUCGCAGCCGAAAACGAUCCGCUUCCCGGCGCCGUCCGGUACGGCACCGCACCACAACUUCGGCCGUAAGGGCUUCCGCCGGUCGGGCGACGGGCGGCUGUACGGCGUGUGCUACUGGCGGGACUGUGACAGCAAGUACGACAGCAACACGCAGCUGCUGGACCAUCUGCAGAACGCGCACGUCAACACGCAGAAGGACGGAACCGGCCUGUACGCUUGCCUGUGGGACGGCUGCAAGGUGCACAACAAGGAGUCGACCAAGUUUAACUGGCUGGAAAAGCACGUCCUAUCGCAUGCCUGUACCAAACUGCACAAGUGCAUCUUUGAAGGAUGCGGCAUGCGCUUCGCCUCACAGCCAAUGCUGGUAAAGCACGUCAACAGUCACGUGGAUGUGGACCGAAACAGCUCUGGCAAGCGAUCGUCCGAUCCGCCCGUCCCGAAGAUGCUACGUAAAACGGGCAAAAAACUGCGCUACCGUCGGCAACCGUGGUCAGCGCGCCGUUUUGAUUUCUUCGAUUCCGGCGUGAUGGAAGGGUUGCAGCAUCGCUUGAUACGGCUUGCCACCAUCGCAAGCGGACCGGGUGGAGCGAUAACGUUCCGUGGAUUGCAGCUAAGCCGUCGCCACAUACCGAGCGAAGGGACGGAAGUGCUCGUCCGAUGGUACCCAGCCGAUAUCUUACCGGACGAAUGGUUACCGGAGCUUCCGGCAGGGGAAAAGUUUGUGAAACAGGUCAACAUUCACAGUCUCUCCUUCGAGCAGCAGAAUGAACUGUCGGACUAUUUGAAGCACGAUCGGCUGAACCCAACGGCUGCUACGAUUGUGAACCCGUUUAUCGCGCUGCACGAGCACGAGUGUGCGUUGCCGGUGACGACGACGACGACGGCUGCCAGUGGUGGUAGCGGAAGCAGCUCCAAUCUGAGCAGUAUCAGCAGCAACAGCAGCUGCAGCUGGAGCAACAACAGCUUCUCGAACUGUCCAACAACCGAGAAGCGGUUUAAUUCACGCACGGCACCCAAGCAACAGCGCAAGCGCUCCAAACCAUCCGGUACAGGUUCUUCGACGGGAGGAUCUUCCAUUACAUCCACCGGAUUUUCGUCGCUGUUUUCAACCUCGCUAGCAUCACUGUCCGGUGGUGGAGGAGCAGGAGCGACCACUGCCAGUAAUACGGCCCCGUCGUCCUGUGGUAGUAGUAGUCGUGAUGGAAGCUGCGGCACAAUGCAACUGUCAUCCUCAUGCUCUUUAUCGUCGAUUUCGUUUACCUCCUCAUCGGGAUCCUCUUCCGCAACAUCAACGUCAUCCGGACUCGUGAUGAAACCAUCGUCCUCAGCCUCAUCCUGACCGUCGUCGAUGCCAACGAGAGCGCACAAUCAGAAGCGCAAAGUAAGACCCGCUCCGGUAAGCGAGCGUGUCAAACCAGUAGAAGCAAAGCCGGCAGCGCCCGCCGCUGCAGGAUCAUCAGUAAGCCGACAGGGCCGCAUCCGAUUGCUGUCGGCAAAGGCAGCCCAGUUGCCGUUGCAGCACCGUGAUGGCAAACGAAAAAACACAUCUCAUAGUGCAGCAGGGGAGCGGAAUCGUCGCAGUGCUGCCGCUGGAACCACUGGAACCGCAAACAGCAGGCGGUAAGGUGGAUGAUUGUAUUGUAUGAUGAUUAACGAAUAAUUGGUAUAUAGUAGUUGCUUCCACUCCUGCAUAGGAGGGGAGGGGUGGCACAACAUGUAAUUAGGGUGAAUGAAGUAGAAAUGUCUCCGCUCCGCUAAACGAUACAAUCCAUAACAAGAGCAAUUGCAAACUAGAAGUAUAGCCAGGGUUAGGAAGUAAUGUGUCUAAUGUGAAUUAAAAGCGCCAAACGCUACUAGCUUACUCUGUAAUAAGCGCACUGGGGCGCAUUUUUUAUCGACUGAUCCUACGCGCCUGGAGUGAGGAGAACUCUCCUCCAACUCUCCUCGGUUAAGAAAUUGCCCACCAAACACCACAUACUACUCACAUCUACACACUCACGCACACAAACACUCACACUCGUACACAAACAAACAAACAAACACGGACACUAGAACGUGGCCUGCAAGUAGCAUGUAAGUGCAACAGUAGCCAUUGAAGAUUUCUGAGUAUGAUGUGUACGUCGGUCGUGAAAGGAGGGUUAAUGUGAGGUUAUUAUUUUAAUUAAUUUACUCACCCGGUUCAGUGGUGUUCGAAUUGUGAAUAUAUUUUAGUUUAGAGCAAAAUGUUAGAUAAAUGUCGGCGAGGUAAGGCAAAGGCAUGUUUUUCUUCCUAAUUUUCCUCGUUCGGAAGUAGAGCUAAACUGCUGCUUUUGCGCUUGAUCUAUUACAUUUUCGACUACUAGUACAACAAGGGAAGCAAUGGAAGCGUAAGCCGUGUGCGUGAACUAUUAAGCUAAAGAAAGGAACUUUAUUUGUCGAAAUGAUUUGAAUGUAGCAGGAACUUGCGAUACACAAAUAUACACACUCACACAAACCAACCAACCAACCAUAGACACAUCCAUGGGCCGUAGGGAGAGCGUUGUUUAUAUCAUUAUUGUUUCUUUUCAAGCAGGAAAAUGGAAUAUAGCACUAAUAUGUCGAAUGUUCUGGUAUGCGCACAAAUAAGAGAAGAGACAACAAGAGAGGGAAAACGUGUAUUUGGUGCGUGUGCUGCGCGGUAUUAGCACUGCAUAGAAGUUGUCAGACAAAAUUAUUUCACUAAUCCGUUGAUCUCAAAAUAGUACUGUCUAGUGUGUAAAAGAGGACGCAGCACACAAGUGAGUGUGUGCGAGCGGUCACGGUGGCCUUGCAGCCGCGCGGAAGGAGGGCGCAUUGUCCCUGGGAGACGGGAGAGAUCACGCGCAAAGAACGUGCGUGUAGUAAAGGAGGGGAAACGUAACAUAAUUUGAUGCUAGUGAUGUAAUAAGGCUAGAAUUAGAGUACGCUGUGACCAUAGCAGCCACAUAGUACGGGAGGGCGUGUCGGGUUGAGAAUGACAAUAGUAGGCAUUACUCUCCUCGCAAAACAUCCUCCGAUAUUACGGGAACGUAACCACACCCAAACAAACGUACACGCACACAUGUAUGUACGCGUACACACAACACACACUACACGCCUCCACAAAAAGCAUGGUGAAAAUAGAGUAAUCUAGCAAUACAUUUCAAAAACAUUGCGAUGGAUUAAGACUGAAAAAUGUAUUUUUAUUAGAUUGUACAGUAAAGGAUGUGAAUGCGAAGGCGGAGGGUUAACCGAAGGCAUGGAAGCUGAAGGCGGAAGCACGUAAGAAAAAGGGCAAACAAUUGUGACUCACACACACCAAGGGAGCGGUAUAUAGUAUGGAAGGAUUGCAAUAAUUGUACACAAAUAAGCGGCGGGCAGAAGAUGAAACUACUUUUAUCACUUUUAACUAAUCCGCGCAUACCAUCCGCGGAAUGAAUUGGCAGGACAAUUACUCACUGUAAUAUGUGUGGUGCAUUUUGACGAUCAACAAGCAAUCUUAUCUUUGCAAUAAUGAUUACCAUGGCAACCAUGGGGAUGCGAAAAGUUGCAGGGCACGUGCUUGGAAGAAAGAAAGUGUUUGAUAUUGUAUUAUAAUCAAACCAAGUCCUUCUUUCAAUGUGGUGCUGAAUCGAAUCUUUCUUUUAAGUUGGUUCAUCUACCGUAAUCGAUCUGGAUCUCGUUUCUCGUUAUCAGACUCGUUUAUGCCUAAAGCUAAACCUGACGUGUGUGUGAUAACGUUUGUCUUCUUUUGUGUGACUCUUGGCUCUUCCUUACCAAUCAGAAAAAACAACCAAAACCUUCGUGUAUUAUCCUUUGCUGCAUUCGAUCCAAAAUUGGCUUUAUAGAAACAAAAACAAAAUUUAAAGUUAAAUGUGUGUAAUACAAAAUUAACUAAAAAUUAACAACCACUGUGCGCAUAGGGUUAAAAACGCUUAACAUACGAUCGUCGCCUCAGUCGAACAACUCUUCAACGAACGAACGAAAAAGGGAAGAUGCGCAAAGAAAUAUGAUCACUGCCAAAAAAAACACACACACAACUGAAAAAACUCUUUAAUCUAUAUGGGGGAAAGAAGAAACUUGACUGAAAUUAUGAAACUAAAUAUUAAAAGGAAGAAGAAAAAGAAGACACUAAAAUCGAACAAAGCGGAAAAGAAAAGGAAAGCAAAGGAACUGUGUAUAGUUGCGAUACGUAGAAUGUAAAAACCACCCGGAAAGGAUAGAGGGAAUGCAACUGCAUUUAAAGCUUUGCAAGAGUACAGAGGAAAAUAACUGAAACGGUUAAAACUAAUGAUGUUGCAAAAUUAACGCUGCCCGAGGACAGAAUCAAACCCGCAAAACACAAGAAACAACAUUCCGUCAAAUGUUAGGAAAGGUUUCCUUCGAUACUUCUGAUACAAAUCCUUCUAAACUGCCAGCUUGCGAAGAAAGAUUUAAAUGCGUGCACAAACGACAUCAACCAUCCAGCAGCAUUCUGGUGUUGGUAAACACAAACACUGCCAUUUAACACUGUCGAUUUAUACAUCUUUUUUUAUUCAGCAUCACGCUUUAUUAUUUACGGUUGCUUUAAUUUACAUUUGAUUCCUCGUCGUGUACUUGUUUAGCUUCCCCGUCGGUACAGUCGAUGCGUCAACGAGUGGGAAAAAUUUAGUUAAAUUUUGCGAAGAACUGUUUCUUUUCAUCGCCCUUCAACACUCCGCUCACUCACUACUGCCGAAAACACGAUAAGGUGCAACGGAUCGUGAGACAAGAGUUGUGUUCGUUUCUUGUCAAAGACCGCGUCGGACCAUGUUUGAGCCCGUUCUAUUUAGGUGUUAAAAUUUAAGUGAACUGUCGAUGAAAAGAAAAACGCUUAUGCUGUGGAGGCGAAACUGUACCGUAAUGCCAUCACGGGGGGCCAUCGAUCGUAUCCUUCCUACACCAGUGGAGGGGUACCAGUGGUUUUUUUGCUUCCCAUGGAAUUCCUUCCACCUUUCCGCUACGUUUCUAUUGUUUCGGACUGGCUGAGAGAAAAUAAUAUUUCUUUAGAAAUUUAUGUUUGGACUGAUUUUUAUAAAAUAGUUUUCUGCUAAGCGGUUAGGGUUACAUACACGAGUAAAUGGUUUUAGUGGCGUGAAAUUAGACGACGAUGCGACUACUCUAUCCUCUUGUGUUGUGUGUUACGUACGUUACGUACCAUCCGUUAGGUGCACUAUGUGUGUGCGUGUGUGUGUGUGACAAAAAGCACGGGGCCAUAACUCGAAAAAGCGCAGAACCAGCGAGACAUUUAGACGUCAAAAGCAAUGGACGGAAUUUGCCAUGUGCCCUGGCGCACAUUUGUAGUACAAUCGAAAUCGCUCUCUUUUAAGACGAUGCAAACUUGGCGCAAUCUUAAGCUAAGGGGUGAAUGGAACGCAUCCCAUCGCCUUUUUUCUUUCUAUAUCGUUAAGCGCAACUACUCGUUUAGGCACUAAUUUAUGUGAGCUUUUAUUUUUGAAAAGCAUUCAGAGCAUGUGCGUUCCCAAAAACGACACCAGCGCCGAGUCUCUUUAUAAGACACGACGAUAGAGCAAGCAAAGAAAAAAAAACGAAAACGUCCACCAAUUACAUACAUACAUUUAUCAAUAAAUGUUCUCUCUCUCUCUUUAUGUUUCCCUCCUUCGGUCAUUUUAGGGUGUGAGAAUGGUGUAGCAAAAGUAAAAAUACUAAAGAGCCCUAUCACUGCCGCUCCAUGCUUUUUAAGUGUUGUGAAAGGUUUGUUGGUGCCACUGGGUCAGCCCACAAACACCGUGUGGUAUAACCUUUUCUUUUGUCCAGAAAGGAUUUCUUAGCAAUAUUGUGCGUUUAGCAAAUCGAUCCUCCUAUGUGAGUGUGCGUGUGUUUGUACGGGCAGCACACGUGCUGCUGUGCUUUUUCCUCCUCUUAUAAUUUGGUGAUGGCGCACUAUUUUGCGCGACUGCUUAGCAUUUACGUAUUUACUGCAAAGAGACAGGAAAAGCGCACUUAGAUCUUCACAGCAACCACUUGCCCGUAUUGGUGAGCGCUCUUCAGCCUUCACAGCCCAACCUUUUCACGUUUAGACGAUUUAAGUGUAAUUUUAUUGUAAAAAUAUGACACCUACCUACCUAUCCGUCGCCGUCGUCUUCGUCGUGUACGUUGUGUUUUUUAGUUUAAUUUUUGUAACCCACUUCGUCUCGCUGUACACGCACACGCGCACAACUCGCAAUGUUUUGCGCAGCUGUACUGAUGGCGCUGAGGGCGAACAUAGUUUUAUAGUAUUUUUUAAUAGGAAAAGUUUAGUAUCAUCAUAACUGAAAAUGUUUAGUGUUAGGUUUAACCAUCUGUCUUCUCCUUAAUCGUAUCCUCAACCCACAACACGCAACCUAUUAUACGACUAAUUAGUACCGUAGGAUUCGAUGUUUGCUUUAAGUUCGUUAGUCUAGUAGCGUUUAAGUGUACACAGUGUAAGCAAACGAUCCCUCUCAUCUGUUGAGGAGCGGAGGAGGAGGGGGGGGGGUGCUUAGGGCUUACGACCCCCCCCCCCCCUCAGUACAAAAGCAAACCAAUCGACGAUGUGUCUUGUGUUUUGUAUUUCUCGUAUAAUAAUCCUUCCGAGACGGAUACACACACCUCAUUGUCGCGCAUGUUAGAUUUAAUACAACAAACAAGAAAAAACUACUACUACAACUACUACUGCCCAACUACUCCCAAAAUGUUCCUGCCACGAUCGCGAUCACACGCGUGUGUAUGUUCACUGUAACACGAUCCACUGGUGGGCCACGUGGGGCACUUAAAUGUGACGUGAAGUUUUUGAAAAAGAAAAUUGAAAAGAUAAAAAACUCAUCUUUUAUAUGAACGUUACGUUUUUUAUAUGUGUUUUAUUAUUUGCUUUUUCUUAUUGAUUGUUUUGUUCUCCUUAUUUUACUCGUCGUACGUGAUGAUGACAGUUUUCUUUCUUUCAUUUCAGAUAUUGUUUUAUUGUACUUUUCACUUUCUGUUUGCGUUAGAUGUGUGUGUUUUGUUCGACUUUUGUUUUCUUUUAGAUAAUUUAAUCCUUCUUUUCAUCCUCUUACAAUUUUAAUAUUAUACGGCAAAAUGGAGCUCUAUACCACUCGCAUAACCCCCUACACUACAAGGAUUCCAAGCUGGCACAGUUGUGUUGUUACCCUACUUUCCCCACCACGAACUCGAAUCGGCUGGCAGCAUAGUAAACGGCAAAGAGAAACGUUUAAGGAUGGAUGGAUUUCGUACAGGAGUGAAAAUAAUGUACCAUAAAGCUCUGCUCUGUCGAACGAUAAGUAGAAUUCGUAUCAAAUUGUAGGUGAUACUAUAUGUAAGUAAAGGUAGUAAGGGAAGGGUCGUAUAUACGCGUUAAGACAUGUCUUCACAUAAAGUGAUUAUGAGUAAUAAUUAAACAGUAGUUAACGGGCAGGGAAGGAGAUAAUGAGCUGACGGGUUGAGAUGAGCAGCGAAGAUAAAAACAUGAAAUAUAAAGCAUCAAAGUUAUUAACGGUGGGUCGGAAAAUACGAUACAAACAGGCGACGGUACUAAACAGAAUAUGCAAACCUUCUCCAGCUAUGAUUGUCAGGACAUGGUUCGUCAGUUGUAAAAAAAAGAAGAAAGGAACAUAUGAUCGACAUGAAGGAAAACCUCAGGGUGUUGGUUUAAUGUUUUUCCAACACAAAACACACAGAUACACCACCACACACACACACUCAAUUGUUUGCACGCCGCUACAGCGAUAAUCCAAUGAAAUCGAUUACGUGAAAGGGUUUUUAGCAACCAUAUGCCUCUGAUGUUUAAACAUGUUUUAACUAACUGUGUUCUUUAGGUGUUUGUACCGUUGCCUAUUCAUUCUCUCAAUCAGGGAGAGAGCAAGAGAGAGAGAGCAAGAGAGAGAGAGAGAGAGAGAGAGAGAGAGAGAGAGAGAGAGAGAGAGAGAGAGAGAGAGAGAGGGGGGAGACGGGAAACUCUACCAUUCGCUUUCAUUACUUUUAAGGAACGAUGCGAUUAACCAAUGUAAGAUCGUACAGGGGGAAGGUGGCGAUAAAACACGCAUACAAGAGAAAAAAAAAGGUUGAAUGGAGCUGAAAUCGAAGCAGGGAGGUAUAGACAGGAGACACAACUGGUGGCUGGCAACGGAACGGUUUCGGGAAAAUCAGUGCAGCAAAAGACAAUGUGGAAACUCGAGACACGAAAGGAAGAAAGGAUGCGAAGUGAUUGCUGCAGAAGAAUGAAAAAUUGAGAGAUCGACAAAAAGAGAAUAAAAGCGAUUAGAUAAUUGAAGCGACAAUGCAAAAGUGUGAAACGUAUUGGCUACGAGUUGGUGAAACGUGCCUAUAAGGAAAAUAAACCAACAAACUUUCCUAUCAAAUGGAAGCAAAAUUAAGCAAGACAAGAGGCUGGUGGUGGUGGUGGUGAUGAUGAUGGUGGCUGGAUGGCAGGGAAACAAUAGUGGGCGGAUAGUGGCAAGGAGAAAAUAGGACUAGAAACGAUUAGCGAGACACUUUUGAAGGUGGAUAAAGCAUAUAGAAAGGCAGCAGAGCAGUUUGCUAAUUGUGCCAUUGGAUCAGAGAAUUGGAAACAGGAAAGGAAAAUGGGGAUGCUCUCGAUAAAAGAGCGAAACCCCCGUUAAGAAGAGAUAGGAUUAGGGGAAAAUGGCAAACAUAUGACCUUUACCUCAGAGCAAGAAACUAGCGUGUAGCAUAAAUGUGUUGGCAUGGCAGAGGGGAAAGGCGAUCAGGCGGUGAAGGAGAGAAUGUUUUCAGUGAGGAAUGGUUUAGAAGAAAUUGUACAUAGGCUAAGCGUGUCGUAAACUAUCCCCAGCAAAAUGGCGUUGGAAAAGUUGGCAGGACACACACACACAGCUAACCCAAUAUAUAUCAGCUCAAGCGAUUGGUUUUGAAAGUCACUCCGAGGGUUAGAAGCAAUGAAAGCCAAUGAGUAAAUUCCGCAUUAAAAUGUGCGCGACACUGGCAUGAAUUGACUUUCCUUAAGUGAGCAAAACAAAAAACUAAAGCUUGUGGCGGUUUGUGUGUAAGUAGAUGUUGUUCUAGAAAUAUGGAAACAGAAUGAAGCAAAACAAAAACGGUAAGGAAAAGCAAAGAAAGUAAAACUAACACAAAGUGGAAAAUGAAAUGAUUAUGCUAUAAUCCUACAGAAACUAGUGGAAUUUAGAGCAGUGCUGCAACAAACGAACAAAAAGAAGUAAAAAAACAGACGGCAACUCGUGUAAUGGAAUGUGUAUGUAUCAUGUAUGUAGAUGGAAACAGUAAUGGGCAAAAACAAACUAAACAAACUGUAUUAGUAACGUAUUCAUUGUAUGGAAAGGAAAACAAAAGGUAACAGAAUAGGUACCGGUGUCGUGUAACAGGCAGCUUAGUCGUACGUAGUAAAGUGUGUUUUAUGAUGGUAAAAAUUGGUAAAUAAUCGCUCGAACCCGACGGUAGUAAAUAGUACAAGUCAGUUUAAUCAGUAAUGCUUUUCGUACUUUUUUCGGUACCUUUUUACCUCUUUUCCGUUUGUCUCCGUUUCUAAAAUCGUUUCUAAGUUACAUGUUUUUUUUUACAACUAAACCUUUAUGGAAAAAAGGGAAAAAUAAACAAACAAAAAACAUUGAAAACAGGAAGCAAAAAGGAAAACAAGCGAAUUCGAUGAUUCGAUAAAGGACCAGAACUAAGUAAACUAAGGGACAUAUAGUGAAACAAAGCGUAAUACGCAAAUCGAGAAGCAAAACAUGAAAGCAAAACCACAAUAGCGAACGAAAAAAAACGAGGACUUAAUGAGCCAAGACAAAAAAGAAUCAAUACAAAAACAUCCAACACAGUUGAAAUUACUAUAUUUGGGUAAUGGAAAAUAAAACAAGGAAUGAAGGAAAGCAAAAUCAGCAGAAGAGAAGGAGAGCAACAAAAAUGCACAACCCCACGGGUACACACCAAUUUAUACAUUCAAACUACUCCCCAUAAAACAACAAACAACCAAAAACACUACAUAAAUGCCAUUGGAAGGUAUAAAAAUGAAAUACAUAUUUUUCAUACUAACAAACAAACAAGAAAAGAAAAGAGUAAGUGCACCUACAGGAAAAUAAAGAAAUGAACAAAACAUAACAUAAAAUGCAAAAUUAGCGAAACAGCAACAAAAGACGGUACAGUUUGAAAACGGAAACAUGGAAAUAGUUUGCAUAGUGACAGACAUGAACAAAAUGGAACUACCUCAUUAAUGUUUAGAGCAUACAUACAUACAGCAGCACAAAAUCAGAAAGUCAAACACAACCGAAAAAAGGUCAAAAUCUUACAACAGGAAAAAGAAGUAAUAGAAAGUACCAACAACGAGCAACAACAAAAAAAACAAUUAGAGCAAAAAAAGGAGACGAAAGAAAAAGAAACGAGGCUACUAAAAGUUUGAGUUUAAAGUUAGUAGACAACACAAAAAAGCAAAAAUAAAAUAACAAAAGAAGCAAGGUUUUUAUCAAAAUCAAACAACAGUCGAAUCGAAAUUCCGGACACCAUGUACGAUGAAAAGAAACACAACAAUUGGGUGAAAAACAAAUCAAUUUGGAUUGGAAAUUGGAAAGUUCACAGGCGAAAAUUGUUUGUAGAAAAAAAGGGAAAUGUGAAAAAAGGUCUGUUUUUAUGUUAAACUAUUUUAGCCCAUCGUUACGUUGAUUUGCUUACACUGCACCGUUUGGUUGUACCGUUUAGUAUAGAAGUUGGGCACAUGAAAUGUAAUUAUCGUGAAUUCUGCUGUAGUUAAACACUUGCAUCGGACAGCACUCCCCCGGUUCCAUAUCCCUUCUAAAGCUCUCUCUAGCUCAUUCUGUGUGCCGUACUUUCAGUGGCGCAAACCCGCAAAAGGACCAUCGGUUAGGAUUUCCUUCUCUAUAUCACCCCGUUUGCUUGUACAAUUAAAUGAGCUUUCCACUCUAUAUUACCUAAAAGGAGAGAAUCUGAAUGAUUUGGAAACUUUUUCCCAGCUGUUCCUUCAAUUGUCCUGCCUUCCUCGACUCUGUACCCUGCAAUGGGUACGAUUUCUUAAUUAGAAACUGCCAAAAACGGACAGCUAUUAUCAACAACCAAUAAGUAAGGAAAGCAAGUACGAGUCUAUUAGAUCGAUUAUAUUGGCAUGAAUGUAAUAUUAAAGCAUAGCAACAA